This is a messenger RNA of Leptinotarsa decemlineata (Colorado potato beetle), 1229 nucleotides long. Its product is annotated as CKLF-like MARVEL transmembrane domain-containing protein 4. Lineage: Eukaryota; Metazoa; Arthropoda; Insecta; Coleoptera; Chrysomelidae. The record is from RefSeq and is a predicted model, not a curated record. Gene Ontology annotation, cellular component: membrane.
AUGAGCAGUUUGAUCAACUUCGAAUUCUGUAGCAGCUAUGCCGGACGACGCCACAGCCAGGGCAAUGCCGUAGUCAAUUUAAUUGGAUUUAUAUGCAUCGAAGCUAGUGGAUUCCAUGCAGAAUCAUCAAGGGGAACUUUUUUCAAUACUGUAGCAAUGACAGGAUUUUGGUUCACUGGCAUUCUGCUUGCCCUGUACCUAUUCCACAUUGUUGAAAAACUCUACAAGAUUCCCUGGUUAAAAAUAGAAUUUGUUUUUUGUGCCUUAUGGACUGGUCUUUACCUAAUUGCUUCUUCAUUAGCAAUAGCCUAUCACGUGGAAGCUUACAUAGCAGCUGGGUUCUUUGGAUUUUGUGGUAUGGUGCUGUAUGGUAUAGAUGCUUUUAUCAAAUUCCAGGCCAUAAAGAAUGGUCAGAUAGCUCAAGGAGAGAGGGUGAUAAGUAAACAAACAACAACUAUUUCAAGACCAGCUUACUGAACAUGCAGUUUUAUGGCAACAUCUGUUACGUUAUCUGGUUUUGUUGUGUCAGCUUAUGUUUAGGUCAGAUUAGUAAUUUACUUUUUUUUUUCUGAUUGACUUGGGUGUUUCUUGAUGAAGGUUCAUAGUAAUUUCACAAACCACAUUUAACGAUUCGAUCACAAGUUUGUGUAGGUGCGGUUUGUAAAAUUAGUAAUUUUCCAAUGGCAAUGGAUUUUUUUUUGAGGCAUUGUAUUGAUAUAAUCAAGUAGCUUCAGCAUACCAAAAAACUAUUAGUAACUAAAAAAACAUCAGAGAAAUCCCUUUCACAAACAAUAGUGUUAACGAUAUAACAAUAGUUAUAUCGAUAAAUAAAUGUGAGCAAUCUAUAAUAUGCCAGUGUCACUGCAGACAUUGAUGUUAAAAGACUGAACAUAGAAAUGAAAUCAAUUAUCUUGAAUGUUUUAUUGUAUUCAGAAAUAAAGGUGGAAAAAUGCAGCUGAUUAACUGAACACUAAUUGAAAAUUACAUUAAGAAGAAUUUUUAUCCCAUUACAUGCAAUAUAACAUAGAGAGAGAGAGAAAGUACUUUAUUGUUCAUGAAUAACAUCAUGGUUACAAAGUUAAAAAAUUAAAAAAAAAAUAUAAAAUAUACACAGCACUGAUACCAGAGAAAAUAUGUCAACAACAAUUAAACUUGUUAAUAAAAGGUAACAUGUCACACUUAAUACUAUAUAAAUCUACACAACUAUACAUAAUAAAAGAUGAGCAACA